CAGACUGGAGCUGCAACAAGCUGACUGAUUUUGAUUUAACCUGCUUCACUGAGCGAUGGGAUCUGGUGAGAUCCAACACGCAACAAGUCUAUUACACCGACUUCCCACACAAAAAGCAGAAACUCUAACUAUGAGGUGCCCAGUUUGACGAUUGGCAGAAACGAUGGGCCGCAAGGAGGAGUGUAUUUGCAGGAGGAAACAGACUCUGAACAUCACCGACAGUUUCCAGUUAAUGGAACAACUGGGGUCAGGAGCCUUUUCAGAAGUGUAUUUGGCAAAAGAGAGGGCUACUGACAAAAUGGUAGCUUUGAAGUGUGUUCAGAAAAGUGAUGUUAAUGACAUCUCAUUAGAAAAUGAAAUUGCUGUUUUGAGAAGGAUAAAACAUGAAAACAUUGUAGCUCUGGAAGACAUCUAUGAAAGUCCCACUCACUUCUACCUAGUUAUGCAACUUGUGUUAGGAGGAGAACUUUUUGACAGGAUUCUAGAGCGUGGAGUUUACACAGAGAAAGACGCCAGUAUUCUGAUUCAGCAAAUACUUGAUGCUGUAAAAUACCUUCAUGACAAUGGAAUUGUACAUCGAGACUUAAAGCCUGAAAACCUGCUGUAUUACAGCUUGGAUGAAAACUCCAAGAUUAUGAUCAGUGACUUUGGUCUUUCAAAGAUGAUGGACAUGGGUGUGAUGUCCACAGCAUGUGGUACACCCGGCUACGUGGCUCCCGAAGUUCUGGACCAAAAACCAUAUGACAAAGCUGUUGACUGCUGGUCUAUUGGAGUAAUUACAUACAUUCUGUUAUGUGGCUACCCUCCUUUCUAUGAAGAGACUGAGACUAAACUGUUCACUCGGAUUUCAAAUGCUGACUAUGAAUUUGACUCUCCAUUCUGGGAUGAUAUUUCUGAGCAAGCAAAAUCUUUUGUCAGGCACUUGCUGGAAAAGGACCCAACAAAGCGCUUCACUUGUGAACAGGCUUUACGACACCCCUGGAUCACAGAGAACGUUGCCCCACUCCAUGAUAUCUAUCUUUCUGUCAGUGUUCAGAUCACAAAGAACUUUGCAAGGAGUAAUUGGAAGCGAGCAAUCAAUGCUGCAUUAGUCGUGAAUUACAUGAAGAAGAUGCAAUUAUCGUCAGGCCAACAACUACGGGAAAACAGUUGCAAUUACGACCAGAGUGACUCCAAACAGCCAUGCUUACAGAUUUCUAAGAAUCUAUCGCAACAAUGUACGACAGACCUUUCAGCAAAGGGAUCAGCACCAUUGGUGACAAGCAAAGUUGCCAAACAGAGCAUUGCAUCAGACUAUGUUGAAAAGGGACAUCCUCACCAAAGGACAAGCGAGAGUGCAUUAAUUUGUGCAAUAUUAGAUGUGAACAAAAGCAACAGACUAACUAAACAGGACAUGGCUGCUAGUUAUGCAGUAAAUGGAAAUGUGCACGCUGGCACCAUUAAGAAAAGAAAGGAGAUGGAGAUUUCCACUGCUGCAACCAAAACUCUUCCAUCAAGUAAAGCUCAAGACCAAUCAACUUCAUAUCCACAGGUAAACCCAAAGAAAUGGCAUAAAUUUCAACGGGGCACCAACAUAAGGACAGGGGUAUGCUUGAUCAUGUAGUGCAUGGCAUUGGAAUGCACUAAGCUGCAGUCAUGUACCUGUGGAACAAUCAUUUUUGGUUUUUCAUGGAGAGAAAAUUAUUGCAAUCACUACAAGAGAAGAUAUAUCACAGAAGUGAGAAAGGAGAUGUGCAACAAUGUUACUGGGGUCCACCAUGUGACUGUUGUUCCUCAUUGAAUUGGAGAUUGCUGUUAGAGUUAAUUCCAAAGAAAUAAAAUAUUGGAA
Molecule: messenger RNA, 1828 nt
Organism: Hemiscyllium ocellatum (epaulette shark)
Lineage: Eukaryota; Metazoa; Chordata; Chondrichthyes; Orectolobiformes; Hemiscylliidae
Product: calcium/calmodulin-dependent protein kinase type 1-like
Exons: 14
Coding region: 164-1603 (479 amino acids)
Biological process (GO): peptidyl-serine phosphorylation
Cellular component (GO): intracellular anatomical structure
Molecular function (GO): calcium/calmodulin-dependent protein kinase activity; calmodulin binding; ATP binding
Source: RefSeq, a predicted model, not a curated record